Messenger RNA from Gasterosteus aculeatus aculeatus (three-spined stickleback), 4645 nucleotides. The record is from RefSeq and is a predicted model, not a curated record. Lineage: Eukaryota; Metazoa; Chordata; Actinopteri; Perciformes; Gasterosteidae.
ACAUAUGGCGACAGCGGGACGCCUCCGCCAGAAUUACGUAACGCUUUAUUCCCUUCUAGAAAUAUCAGCCCACACAGAUUAUUCAUCUUCAGUAGGCUACAUAUCAAUGACAAAAAAAUACCGUUCGGUGGAGGGAACGGACGACGACGGGAAUAAAAUGUUUUUUUUAAAACGCCAAAUUAAUAAUUUACAACAAAAUGGAAACGGAGGCAAAAAGACGAUCGUUAUUCCACUAAACCUCCGAAACGUCACGUUCAUCCGCGCGGAGCGACGUUUCAAUCAUUCGCGCCCGAGCAGCUCUGGGACCAGUGAUCCAUACUGCAUUGUAAAAGUUGACAAUGAAGUUGUGGCCAGGACUGCAACAGUGUGGAAGAACCUCAGUCCUUUCUGGGGUGAAGAGUACACACUGCACCUCCCGAUGGGGUUCCAUUCACUCUCCUUUCAUGUCAUGGACGAAGACACAAUCGGUCACGAUGAUGUUAUCGGAAAGAUAACUCUGAGCAAGGAAGCCAUCGGAUCUCAAGCUAAAGGUCUGGACAGCUGGCUGAACCUGACGAGGGUCGACCCGGAUGAAGAAGUCCAGGGAGAAAUCCAUCUGAGCCUGCAGCUACUGAAAGAUACAGAGAAGAUCAGCCUGCGAUGUCAAGUUAUUGAGGCCAGAGACUUGGCUCCAAGAGAUAUUUCUGGAACCUCUGAUCCUUUCACAAGAGUUAUUUUCAACAACCACAGUGCGGAGACCUCGAUUAUCAAGAAGACUCGUUUCCCUCACUGGGUGGAGACCCUGGAGCUGGAGUUAGAUCCAGAGGAGUUGAGGGAGGAGGGAACUGUCACUGUGGAGGUCUGGGACUGGGACAUGGUGGGAAAGAAUGACUUUCUGGGAAAGGUGGAAAUCCCUUUUGCUUGUUUGCACAAGACACCUCCGUUGGAGGGCUGGUUUCGCUUGCUUCCCUUGGGGAACGAUGAGGUUGAUGCUGGUGGCAAGCUGGGAGCACUGCGUCUAAAGGUGCGCUUGGUGGAGGAUCGGAUCUUGCCGUCUGUGUACUAUCAGCCUCUUAUUCACCUUCUGGUGGAGUCCGUCAUCUCCCCCACAGAGGUGGAGGAUAGCAGUGCUCUGACCAUGCUGGAGGAGGUCAACACGGUUGAGAGCCGACAGGAUGUGGCCAUGACUCUGGUGAAGAUCUACCUGGGCCAGGGCCUGGUGGUGCCCUUCCUGGAUUACCUCAACACGCGGGAGGUCAACCACACCGCUGAUCCAAACACUUUAUUUCGCUCCAACUCCCUUGCCUCCAAGGCCAUGGAACAGUUCAUGAAGGCUGUUGGCAUGCUCUACCUCCACGAGGUGCUGAAGCCCAUCAUUAACCGCAUCUUCGAUGAGAAGAAGUAUAUUGAGCUGGACCCAUGUAAGAUUGAUCUAAACCGCACAAGACGAAUCUCAUUUAAAAGUGCAGUGUCAGAGGCAGAGGUGCGGGACAGCAGCGUGGAGAUGCUGCAGAGCUACUUAACCACCAUCAUCGAAUCAAUCGUGGGCUCAGUCGAUCAGUGUCCUCCUGUCAUGAGAGUGGCCUUCAAACAGCUACACAAGAGAGUAGAGGAGCAAUUUGCUGAACCCGAGCAUGAGGAUGUAAAGUAUCUGGCCAUCAGUGGCUUCUUUUUCCUGCGUUUUUUCGCUCCUGCAAUCCUCACACCUAAACUGUUCCAGCUGAGGGAUCAGCACGCGGAUACACGUACCAGCAGAACGCUGCUGCUGCUGGCCAAGGCAUUGCAGAGCGUCGGGAACUUGGGCCUCCAGCUGGGUCACGGAAAGGAGCAGUGGAUGGCGCCUCUUCAUCCCAUCAUCCUCCGCAGUGUGGCUUCUGUCAAAGACUUCCUGGACAAGUUGAUUGACAUAGAUCAUGACAUUGUGUCCGAGGUGCCACAGAGGGCUGUAUUCAUGCCGUCAGUCACAGUUAAAGAGGGUUACCUCAACAAACACAAGGCAGAGGGACCACAGCUGCUAUCCCGCUUUGCCUUUAAGAAACGCUACUUCUGGUUGACUAGCGAGACACUGUCCUACGCCAAGACGCCUGAUUGGCAGGUGCGCUCCUCAAUCCCUAUUCUUUGUGUGUGUGCCGUGGAGAGGGUGGAUGAAAAUGCCUUUCAGCAGCAGAAUGUAAUGCAGGUCAUCACCCAGGACAACGAUGGACAGCUGCACACCAUGUACAUCCAGUGCAAGAAUGUUAAUGAGCUGAACCAGUGGCUGUCAGCAAUCAGAAAAGUCAGCAUCUACAAUGAGCGCAUGCUGCCCUCUUUCCACCCGGGGGCUCAUCGCAGUGGAAAAUGGACCUGCUGCUUGCAGGUGGACCGUGCUGUUACAGGCUGCAGUAGAACCCACUCAGCUGUGACACUGGGGGACUGGAGCGACCCGCUGGAUCCCGACGUAGAAACACAGACCAUCUACAAGCAGCUUCUCCAGGGCAGAGACAAACUUAGGAAAAAAUACGUAGAGAUCCCAGACGCUGAUCAGACAUCCAGCAAUACAGAACCAAACACUGACAGUGUUCUCUCAGACGGUGCCGAAUGCUACGACGCGCUGAUGAAGCCAGGUCAGAGCGUCGCUGCUCGGCUGCUGGCGGUGAUAGAGGAUCUGGAGCAGGCCCACGCCACCUUCCAGCGCAGAGAAAAAGAGGACGGCACAAGUGUUAUUCUGAAUCCCUAGGCUCGCCACGGACUCGGAUCCCGCUACCAAAUCCUGUAAAACGCUGAUGGAAUCCCCCCGCUUUGAAUCUUUUGUAUCCUCUGAGUGCCACCAACUUCAACAGCGCCCGGGGAGAGAUUAGGAUCCUUGACAACAAAGAGGGACUUUAAAGCAUGAUUUGACUUUACAUCUUUUAUGUAGAUAACAAGCAAUCUCUUGCAUGGCCUGCAUUGACUUGUUGUGAAAAGAAGCUUUUAUAUUUUGAGAUACUGUACAGGAAUUCAGUCAAGGGGCACACAUUUUUAUACAAAACGCUUGUUGUAGUGUAAUCUACAGUGCCUGAAGGUGUUUUGAUAUUGCUUUUAUCAAUGUUUUGCUUUUAAUUGAGGCAAUUUAUCGCCGUGAUCACGUUGUAGCAGUGACGUUAACGUUAUAGGUCAUAGCACCAUGACAUGUUGAAAGUACCAGUGCACAUGCCACAGUAGAAUGCUGCCUGUACAAUGAGCUAAAUAAUAUUCAUUUUUCUUGUUGCUUUGGUCCCUUUAUACAAAACAAUGUGCUUUUGUUCGGUGCUAUGACCAGUUCACUUAAACGUUUGGUUUUGGAUGUAAUUUGCAUAUUUAAAUAGUCCUAGCAUUUGAUUGCAGCCACUACUAAAGUCAUAAUGGUAAUAUUUUAUGUUCACACAUCAAUAGAACUAACAAUCAUGUGAGAUGUCCCCAUUUGAUAAGUUUACAGUGUCUUCAGAUUUUGGUGCCACAGUACUCACAAGGACAUAGGAUGUUAGAGCGGCCAAAUUUGUUUUUAAUUUCCCAUAAAGCACUUCAACAGAGAAGGUAAGUGAGUGGAAGAGAGAUCAGAUCUGUGAUUUCCCAAAUACUCUCGAUAGGCCGUCCUUCCUGUGGCAGCGGUUUCCAUUACAAGCUUCUGUGGACUCUGACUUCUCUUUGAGAGAACAAACUGUGGAUAUUUAUGAGUGGUGUAGUCACCCUUCCUGCCUGUUAAAGGCAACACUUGGUACACAUGCCAGACAUGACAAUCAAUUUUCUAAAUUUGUCAGAUGUUACUUGCGGACUUGAUCUUCCCUGAAUAAGGGCUCUUAUUCUGAGAAAAAAGAAAAACACUACUGCUUGUACUUUAUUUUGCAAAUACACCUCAAUGGUUUGUGUCAAGUGGAUUGUUAAUUUUGUUUCUUAAUGCGGAGCUGAAGAUUAACAAGUUAAACUUUUCUUCUCUAUUGUCCAAGUUUAACUUCAGAUAAAAGUAACGCUACGUCAAUGAGCUAGCUUGCUAACGCUACUCUGUCCCUCUUGCUAACGUGCUAGCUGGCUACGCAGCACGCGGCAUGGUGUCUCGCGUGCUUGUCAGCAACUAAGGCCGUACAUUAAAAACAAGUAUUUAUUAGGCUUGAUUAAGCGUGUGAACAUGCGUUCAUAUGCGGGAACAAAUGCAAGAUGAUAAUAAACGGAUGACAUUGGCUACUGAUCAAAUUCAGGCUGGGAGAUGGCUAAUGGCCAAAAUUUUCUAUCAUGACAGAGCAUGUUUUCUGGUAAAUGAAUGGUGUACAUUAAAUAACGGCUUAUAUAAAUAAUAUAUUAGGUGUAAAUUAAAUAUUUGACAAAAGUAAUUUCUGAUAUAAUUGACUUAAGUGCAAAAUAAACAUGCCUGCUCAAAAAUAUAGAGAAAAUAUAUUGAUUCAGGUUGAACAGAUUUUUUUGGAAAUUAGUUACCUUUUUACUAUAACGUUCAUUAUUAACUUGUAAAAUGUUGAACUAGUAAAUCUAUAGCAACACACUUAACCUAUUUGGUAAAAAGAUGUUUGUUUUUUCCCCAAGUGGACAACGGAAGUAGCUAAGGAGUGAGCCAUCUGAAAUAGUAUUUGGUUGUUGUUUUACCACUGUACAGCACUUAUUUCAAAUUCUGUUGUUUUUCAAUGUGCUCCAUAAAUAAAUUGAAACUGAGCCAUCUGGA